Molecule: messenger RNA, 4237 nt
Organism: Motacilla alba alba
Lineage: Eukaryota; Metazoa; Chordata; Aves; Passeriformes; Motacillidae
Product: death-inducer obliterator 1-like
Biological process (GO): apoptotic signaling pathway; positive regulation of DNA-templated transcription
Cellular component (GO): Set1C/COMPASS complex
Source: RefSeq, a predicted model, not a curated record
UUCCUUUCAGAGAAUUAUUCUUGUUCUAGUUACUACACCUGCUGUGGCAGUUCCCCUGCAUCUUUCAUUGCAGAGUGCUGACUCACAGGGAGCCAGCAGGAAAAAGAGGAUUGAUAGCAUUUGGACCUGCUGACAACUCAGAGAUUGUGUGACACUUGUGAGUCAGGAAAUUCAGCAUGUGCUGGCUGGAGGAUGCUGAAUGACUCUGAUCUUGUGCUGCCCUCCUCUGGCUCAGCCCUUCAAGGAGAAACCAUCCGAGCCUCUGAUGCUGUGUCAGCAUUUCAGAGUGGGAACAGUGUUGCCUGUACUAUGGAACAAGCUGGAAACACAGUGCCAUUAGAGUCUGAAGCUAAUACUGACAACAUGGAAAACAGUUCUCCUGCAUCAGUGUUGGAUGAUAAAGGUGAGCAAAGCAAUGAGGAGGAGCAAAAGUCUGUCAAGCCAACAAGUAAAGAGUUCAGGAAAACCUGGGGGUUUCGGAGGACCACGAUUGCCAAGAGAGAGGGUGCAGGAGAUGCUGAUGUGGACGCCAGCGAGCAGCAGCCUCAGCAGCAGCAAGGCAUAAACCUCAGGAGGAGUGGGCGGCAGCCGAAGCGCACAGAGAGAGUGGAAGAGUUCCUGACCACGGUGAGGCGCAGGGGGAGGAGGAGUGUUCCCACUACCCUGGAGGACUCCAGUGAAGCAGCCUCUGGGCCAGCCACUGAUGCUGAAACUGCUUCUGAAGACAGUGUUGAGAGCACUCCAGAUACAAAACCUGUCACUAGGAGGAUUUGCACCAGGAGUUGUAAGGAGCAAAAAAGCUCUAAAAGCAGACCCGCAAAAGAGGAAGAGGAAGAAGAAGAGGAGGAGGAGGAAGAGGAAGAGGCUACCUCUGAUAGUGACAGCGAUGGGUUAACACUAAAGGAGCUGCAGAAUCGGCUAAGAAAGAAACGUGUUGAGCAGAAUCCUCCUCAGCUGGUGUUGAAGGAUGUGCAGAACCACCUGAGGAAAAGGAAUUCAGAAAAAGAUCCUGCCAAAACAGAUGAUGUCACACCUGAAAAACAGGGUGAGUCUGAGCUGCCUGUCAAACAGGAGCCUGAGACUGCAGACAGCACUGAGAUUGCAAGUCAGGUGGUUGUGUCUGAGGAGGACACUGAAGAUCUGGAGGCUCAGAAGGAGGAGAAGCCUGCCCUUGGUGCAAAGGGGGCCUCAGAUGAGGAACCUGAAGAACAGCCCAAAAGCAAACCUGAGUCUGAGAUCUAUGACCCAAACGCCCUGUACUGUAUUUGUCGUCAGCCUCAUAACAACAGGUUUAUGAUUUGUUGUGAUAGAUGUGAGGAGUGGUUUCAUGGCGACUGCGUGGGUAUUUCUGAGGCUCGAGGGCGAUUGUUGGAGAGGAAUGGUGAGGACUAUAUCUGUCCAAACUGCACCAUUCUCCAGGGACAGGAUGAGCCUGUUUCAGAACUAGACCAGCAGGAAGCUAAAAUGGAGCAAGGAAAUGCAGAUGGCACAGAAUUCACAAGCAUAGGAACAAUUGAACAAAAAUCAUUUGAGGACCAAGGAAUCAAGGGUAGGAUUGAAAAAGCUGCAAAUCCAAGUGGAAAGAAAAAACUAAAGAUAUUUCAACCUGUAAUUGAAGCUCCUGGUGCUUCCAAGUGCAUCGGCCCUGGCUGUUUCAACGUGGCCCAGCCCGACUCCGUGUACUGCAGCAACGACUGCAUCCUCAAACACGCUGCUGCCACCAUGAAGAUCUUGAGCUCUGGCAAGGAUGCAAAACCAAAACCUAAAGAGAAGAUCAAACCAAAAUCUGAAAAGCCUGGCAUACCAAAACCUCAGCAGCAGGUGGGCAUCAAACCAGUUUCAAACCAAAAGAGACAGUUGCCUGAGAAAAGAGAGGUGAAUGUGAAGAAGACUGUUGUGAGCACAGCCAAGACUGAGGCCAACACCCAAGCUCCUGCUCGAGAGCCAGCAGCAGAACCCGUCACGCCGUCCUGGGCCAGCGAUCAUAAUUACAAUGCUGUAAAGCCUGAAAGGACUGCUGCCAUUUCACCUGCACUGUUGUUCAAAUGUAUGUAUGGCUUAGGGAUAUUCCUGAAUAAUCAUAUUUUCUUUGAGUACCCAUCCAUUCUUGACUCUGCAAAACUAGGGAGUUUAGGAUUUGGGGGUUUUUUCUUACUGUGGCACCAAGCUACUUUUCUCCACCUUCAAAGAUUCACACACAGAUACACACAAAUGAGAGACACUUUCAGGAGUUUCAUUUGUAUCAUAUGACAGUUGUAUGAUUAAGAGCCUGUUGAUCUGCCCGGCUGAUUUCUGGAUGAAAACUACAUGGUUAAGCUUGAAAUCUUUCCCAUAAAGAAAGUGUCUGUUUCUAAUCUAGAAGGUAAGUAUUGAAACAUUUGUGUUAAAUUUUACAAAAAGGUUGUGCAGUGUGCACUGUGAAUCAGCAAUUGCCUGUACUAAUUUCAAUUGUAUUUUUGUAAUUUAGAUUUGGCACCUGUCUCUCAGGUCUUGCAUUUUCAGUGCCUGGUGCCGAGAGUGAAAUCUUCAACGUGGUAUCCAACGAUACUUGACACGUCUGCAAACAGCUUUUACCUGUCAAGUAUUCUCCUGCUGCUUUUCUUUCUUACAUGAAAUAACUUAAGGACCAUCCUUUACUUUUAUGCUGGGGGGGAGGCAGAACUCUAUUAUCUUUAUUUUCCUUUUUAUUUUUCCCCUUUCUCUGUUCAUAUUCCACACAUUAUCCACACACACAAGAGCACAUCUCAGCUGGAUGUUGGGCAGGGAUACUGCCUUGCAUAUUUUUGCAGGUUUUGAGUAGUAUCCUUGUAAUUCAUGCGAAGGUAAGUAAAUACUGCUUUGAAGCCUGAACAAGUUUUUUGCUUAUGACAUUUUUUUUGAUUGACUCACUCUGAGUAGUUUUAUAAUGCAGUUGUGGAACUUGAGAUGAAAUCUGACAUUUCAGUUACAAACCACGUGACCUCCGCUUUCUCAUUUGAAGAAUAAUGAAUCAGAAAUUCAGUUCUCACAGCUUUUGUGACCACACUUCAGCCAAUUUACAUUUUAUUUUGAUAAGUAAACCUAAUUAUUGAACACUUACAUGUAAAGUAACUGAUAACUUUAUAAAUAAUAUUUAAGGUGAGAUUUUCUAGUUGAAGCUUUUAAGCACUGAGGGAACACCAGCUACCCUAAAUUGCUGUUGAUGAAUAGCACAUACCAGGUAUAUUUUAAUGGUCUUUGCCCACAUCAAGUUAAAUGGUUGUAAUUUUUCUCUGUGUAUUUUUGCUGCAUAUUGGGCCCUUGACCUUUUGUAUAGUUACUCCCUUAAGAUAUGUAUUUUAAUUAACUGCCAUACUUUUUAGAUUAUUUUAAAGAAAAUUUAGCUUUUUUGUCAGAAACAGAAGUGUUUUAAACAUAUCUAAAAUUAGUGGAAAGACAUAAAUGAAACUAGAAGGGCUUAUUUUGCAUUGGAUUUUUCUGACUGUAACAGUUACGAGUGUCCAUAGAACUAUUUCACUUAAAAUGCCCUUAUUCCUGUAGGGUUUGUUUUUUCCUAAGAGACAGGAAUACAGGUUUUGAGGCAGAAGGUUUGAGGGUUUUUUCAAGGGAGUUUGCUCUUAAGAUUUACCACACUAUAGGUUUUACAGAUUUAACUACUUCCAGUAGAAAGUUGGAUUCCUGCAGCUAAAUAGUGCAAUUGAUUCUAAAACAUUGUAAAUACCAUUCUUUAGCAACAAAUAGAGAACAGCCUAGUUCGUGUGAUGAACAACUCUCAUAUCAAAUGCAAGGAAGAACUUCAGAUUUUUUUUUUUAAGGUAAGUUGCAUUGAUAUGUGGGAACUCUGCCAUUACUAAAUGCCCAGAUAAAUUGUUUGUGUAUUUGGGGACAAACGUGUCCUGUUUUUGAGUGGAUAGGUGUGAGCUGUAAUCUUCCUGAGAAGCUGCCAAUGCACCAUCUGCUAAAGUACUCUACCAGAUUUUAUUUCUUUAAGAAAUCUUUAUAUGGUGUUCAAAACCUAAGAGUUGCAGCAUUAGGGGAAUUUGUGAGCGUCUCUUCACUUCAGGUAUCUAAGAGUGAGAAGUCUCAAGCCUGAGCUGGUCAUGGAAGACAUGUUUAUUGGACCAAACAUAGUCUGGUUUAGAUGCAAAUCUUCAAACCAAGCAACUCCGACUUUAGAAUUCUGCAUUGCUGAACAUUGAUUAUGAAGGACUUGUAGUCCAGAAGCGGCAAAGGACUUCCAAAUGCAGUUUUUAAGAAU